ACCAUCCACUUGAGAAUUGGAACCGGCAACAGACUCUUGCAAUCAUGGGGGGGCACGGCUAUGAAGUCGCAUCACAAUUCAGAAAUCAGAACUUCCUUUUCCUUAGGAAAUUGUAGAAGACACACUGGGACUGUUUCUUUGUUUGUUUGGGAACAUAUUACAAUUGCAAUCCACUGUUCGCUUCAUGGGCUUGUGAGGGUUUUCAUCGUUGGGAAGAAAAACCCAGUAACAUAUGAACUUGUAAGGAAUGGCUCGAAGCAAUCUUGAGUUCUUCGAAGUUUAUCUACCAGAGUUCAGCGCUCAACAUAUGUACAUACCACCAGCUUUUGUUGGGCUUUUGAAUGGAACCAUAUCAGCAGAUGCUACCCUCGGGGAUCCUACGGGAAAGAAUCGGACCGUGAGGCUUGAAGAAGAUGAGAAGGGUUUGUUUAUAAAAAAAGGUUGGCAAGAAUUUGUCAAUGAUCACUCUUUGAGAUUUGGGGAUUUCCUCAUUUUCAAUUUCGAUGGCAAGCGCCAAUUUGAUGUCAAGAUAUUUGGUACAAAUGGAUGCCUAAAGAAAGAUGUUUUGCUUGAUGACUUGCGAAAAACUCGCUUACAGAAGGAAGCCGGGACAAUCCCAGAUUUGACCACUACCAGUAACAGGAAGAGGAAGAAUUUCAAAAAUGGCUCCAAGACUACUGGUUCAUCUGGAGUAAAUUGGAACAGAUCAUACACCACUGUGGACAGUCUCCGACAAAGCAGUCCGAGUAAAUAUGGAUUGGUUGUUGUACCAGAAGGGCCACACUUUGUGGCAACCGUGACCAGUGCAAACUAUACUGUGUAUAUUCCCAAAUUAUUGCUGCAAGAGUAUUGCAUUGCACUGAACAAAAUUGUCGAGAUUCAUGAUGAAAAUGGAAGAAUGUGGCCUGUUCAUAUUUAUCUCAGGAAGGAUGGCCGAGGAGUUCUUGGUGCCGUUUGGGACGAUUUCCGAAAAUACCAUGAAGUGGUAUCGGAAGACAAGUUAAUCAUUGAGUUAAUUGUUGAUGGUAUAAAGAAAUGCAAUCAAAUACGGGUGCAAGUUCUUGGUUGAAAAUAGGAUCUCCGCUAAGUAGAUCCCAAGUCUCCAUGCAGGAAGACAUGAAUUUUUGUUCAAAGUACAUGUGCAACAACUGGGUAAUUUUGUCUACUCAGAAAGAUUUUGGACAAUUCUCAAACCAUUUGGAUAUCAUUUUCCAAUU
Messenger RNA from Tripterygium wilfordii, 1217 nucleotides. Its product is annotated as putative B3 domain-containing protein At5g66980. NCBI's taxonomy places the organism in Eukaryota, Viridiplantae, Streptophyta, Magnoliopsida, Celastrales, Celastraceae. The coding region runs from base 248 to 1069 and encodes 273 amino acids. The record is from RefSeq and is a predicted model, not a curated record. The transcript has 4 exons. Gene Ontology annotation, molecular function: DNA binding.